AUGUCAGCUGACCUCGUGGCGUCUGAAGUCGGCAGCGGUGACCCAGCCGAGACCGACUCGACUCCGACCUCUGCCGACAGACGCGGUGACGGCACGGGUACCGCCGGCGGAGGAACUGCCUUGGACGGUGGUGUCAUUGGGGCAGGCGAGGGGCAGUGCUCCGGCAGUGCUAGCUCGGCCCGUACUGCCAGAAAGAGGCCACAGUUCUCGUAUACUGAGCUCAGCGCUAUGGCCAUAGCACAGUCGCCGCACAGGAGGGCGAAGCUGUCCGAGAUGUACGCCUACAUCAUGAGCCGCUUCCCCUACUACAGGCGCAAGAAGUUCUGGCAGAAGGCAUUCAGCAACAAUCUGUCACGCAGCAAGUGCUUUGUCAAUGUGCCACUGGAGGGCGACAAGCAGAAGGGGAACUACUGGAUGCUCGACCCGAAGUACGAGGCCGUGUUGGAGAAAGGCAACUUCCACCACCGUCACGAGGAGCUGCCGUUCCUCGGGAGCCCGGCAGUGUCGGUCCCUCUGCGCCGACAGCGACACGGCACAGGCCUGUCGGAACACCCACAGGUGCCGGAGUCAGGAGGUUGCGGUGUCGGAGAUGCCGCUGCGCCGCUCCCCUCCUACCAGCACUACUCUAGACCGGCUCAAAUUUGUGACGGAAGUGACAGUGCUUCAUUUGAAGAAAGUAAUCUUCAGAAUGUGACCCGUGACGAGUUGCUGAUGGCGCAAGAGAUGUCGACACACUUCAUCAGUUGUAGUGAUCCGACACGUGACAGUGCUUCAUUUGAAGGAAGUAGUUUUCAGAAUGUGACCCACAACGAAUUGGUGACGGCCCGAGAGAUGUCGACACACUUUAUCAGCUGUAGCACACCAACACGAGGAAUUAUCACACGAGAGGAUAAUUCCUUCUGCAGUACAGAUAAUAUUGAUGGACCCUCUGAUGAUUCACAUCCCAUUUGUGAUCUGCAGAAUGUUAAAGUAGAGGUUGUUGAAGAUCCAUUAACAGUCCCUUGGUUCAAUGGCUGUUUUAAGGAGGAUCCAGAUACAUAUUUAGGAGUGAAUGCCACUGAGAGUGAGGAGGAAGCCAGAGGACGACACACCCCAGAUGUUACACGAGAAAGUACCGACGCCCUGACCUCGACCGGCCUGUCGGUCGCGGAGGUUGGCAGUACUGGCCGGACUGCCCCCGUCUCGCCCCACCUUGGCGGCAGCCACAGCCACAGCCACAGACACGGACACGACGCGACACCGUGGAUGAGUAAUCCCGGUACUCCGACCUUCGCAACCUGUGACACCACUAACGAUAGUGGUGAUCGCACAGAUGUCGACAGCAGGGAAAUCGGCACUGGCUGUGUUGCCGGUGGGGCGGCCGAGAAGCGGCGUCUCGGUAAUACUGGCUCUGCCAGUGCUGCCAACACUAAGCCACAAUUCUCAUAUAAGUCGGUCAUUGCUAGUGCCAUAGCGCAAUCACCGCACAGGAGAUUGACGCUGUCGGAGAUCUACGCCUACAUCGCGAGUCACUUCCCCUACCUCAGAGGCAAGAAGAAGAGGAUGUGGAAGAACUCGGUACGCUGCUGCCUGUGGUACCACAAGUGCUUCGUCAAAGUGCCACAGGAGGGUGGCGGCGACAAGGCCAAAUGCUGCAACUACUGGACACUCGACCCGCGAUACGAGGAGGUGUCAGAGAACGGCAAAUUCCGCCAUCGGAGCGAGAAGUGGCUGUUCCGCAGGAGCCCGGCAGCGUCACCGUCCGUGCGCCGAGUUCACGCGCACCACAGCCGGCACCGAUACCCCGGCGACCGCCCGCAACGGCAGCCGCUCAGUGGCCCGUCGGCUCACUCCCAGCUGCCGGAGACUGCCACCAGCGCUGCCACCGCAACUUGGAGCGGUCUCCUCGUCUCCGAUGCCGACAGCACUGUUCGGGCUGCCCCAGACCCGCCCCACCCCGGCAGCAGCCACUUAGAGGGCACCGUCCCGGCGUCGGACGCGACGGUGCCGACAGACUGUGCCGCUACUCAGAACUCUCCAUCCGGUGGCACCGGCAACGGCCGCGACAGGAGGGCAAGCACCGUGGGCGGUCCUGCCAGUGGAGCGGGCCAGAAGCGGUCCUCUGACGACACUGGCUCGGCGAGUAUCGCCCGCAGCAAGCCACCGUUCCAAUACGAGGAGCUAAUUGCUAUGGCCAUACUGAAAUCGCCGCACAGGAGAGCGACACUGUCCGAGAUCAAGGCGUACAUCGCGAGCCGCUUCCCUUACUUCGAGCGUAGUGAGAAGAGGUGGCAGAAAUCGGUGCACUGCAAACUGUUCUUCAGCGACUUCUUCGUCAAAGUGCCGCUGGCGGUCAGGUACCGCAGGGGCAAACAGUGCAACCUCUGGAUGCUCGACCCACGAUACGAGAACAUGUUCAGGAAUGGCAACUUACAGCGAUUCCGGCUCGUGAAACAACCCUCCUCCCGGAGUCGGGGUAUCCGGGGCAAAGGUGGACGCGUCGGAGUUCGUGCUGUGCCAUCCUGUGCGCCCCCACACUCUGCCAGAUAUGAGCACAGCACCGAUCCGGCCACCCACCACUCGUCCCGAUCUCGUGACGGCUGCUGCCAGGACGACUCUCCGACGUCAGACGCGGCGGCAACUCCGGGCGAUGCAGCUGCUUCGACCUCUGCCAGCAGUGGCAGUGAUAUCGACACUGUGGGAACCGCCACGGGAAAGGCUGCCGAUGGGGCGGGCGAGGAGCGCCACCCCAGUGUUGCCGGCUUAGCUGGCACUGCCGAAAAGAAGCCGCCGUUCUCGUACACGGAGCUCAGUGCUAUGGCCAUAGCAGACUCGCCACACAGGAGGGCGAAGCUGUCGGAGAUCUUCGCCUACGUCACGAGCCGUUUUCCCUACUACGAGCUCGGCAAGGUGGUCUGGCAGAGAGCGUUGAGCGUCAACCUGUCGCGCAGCAAGUGCUUCGUCAACGUGUGGCACGGGAGCAGCACCUACUGGAUGCUCAAUCGGCGGUACGAGGACAUAAUGGAGAUGGGCAGAUUACGCCGCCAACACGUCAAGCGGGCGUUCUUCGGGGGCCCGACGGCUGCGGUCGGCGCACGCCGAGUGCCGACUCGCCACAGUCUGCGGAAGCGUCGCAACUGGCGGCGCCACACCGGCCUGUCGGAGGAGCAGUCGCGGCUGCCGGAGUCCGGAGCUGGCGGCAGCGGAGCCGGUGCCGCAGUCAGUGGCACUGAGCCUCCCCCCGCAUCUCCGCACUGCACCAGGUCUACCCGACUUUCUGAUGGGAAUGACAGUGCUUCAUUUGAAGAAAGUAAUCUUCAAAAUGUGACCCACGAUGAGUCGAUAAUGGCUCAAGAGAGGUUGACACACUUUGCCAGUUGUCGUGUUAUGACACAAGGAAUUACCACAGAAGAGGAUAAUUCCUUCUGCAGUACAAAUAAUUCUGAGGCACUUGCCGGUGGUCCACUUACCGUCAGUGACCCGCAGAGUAUUAAGAAAGAGGUUUUUGAAGAUCCAUUAGCAGUGUCAACGUUCAGCAGGUGUAUUAAAGAGGAUCCAGACUUACAUUUUGAGGUGGAUGCAACUGACAAUGAAGAGGAAGCCACAAGAGGACAUGCUUCAGAUGUUACAUGUGCCGCUACCCUGACGUCAACCGGCCUGUCGGUGAACGACAUCGGCGGCAACGGUCCGGCUGCCCCCGACACGUCCCUGUGCAGUAACGCCCACGGCAAGGACGAUGUCGCACUGCGGGACGUGACGGUAUUGACGGACGGUGCCGGUACUCCGACUUUCACAUUCUCUGGCACUGCUACGAGUAGUGACGGUGGCACCGACACCUGUGUGGGGAGAAGCGCCGGGCGCAGUGCUGCCGGUGGGGCGCACGAGGAGCGCCGCCUCCGUGACGCCAGCUCUGUCGGUCCAGCUGACAGUAAGCUGCAGUUCUCCUACAAGGAUACCAUUGCCGCUGCCAUAGCGCAGUCACCGCACAGGAGAUUGACGGUGCCGGAAAUCUACGCCUACAUCACGAGUCACUUCCCCAACUUCAGAGGCAAGAAGAAGAUCUGGCGGAACUCGGUACGCUGGUGCCUGUGGUACCACAAGUGCUUCGUCAAAGUGCCGUUGGAGGGUGGUGACGACAAGGCCAGAUGCUGCAACUACUGGACACUCGACCCACAAUACGAGGACGUGUUCGAGAACGGCAACUUCCAGCGACAACAGCACACGAAGCGGCCUUUCUCCUGGAGCCGGGGUGUCAGGAGCAGAGCCGGAGUUCGCGGAGUUCACGCUGUGCCGUCCUCCGCCUACUUGCAGUCUACCAGACACGAGCGCAGUACCGGCCGAGCUACCCGCGACCCGUCCCGACCCGGCACCGGCAGCCGUGAGGACGACGUCCUGAUAUCGGACACGACCGCGUCCGCGGUCGGUGUCCCUACUCUGGCCGUCACAUUUGGCGGUACCGCCGACAGUGUCGCCAGGGGUACUGUCGCCGACAGCGGGACGGCCGCGGGGGACGGUGCUGCCGGUGCGGCAGGAGACACUGGCUCUCCCUGUACUGCCGACGUGAAGCCGCCGUUCAGCUACACGGAGCUGAAUGCUAUGGCCAUAAUGCAUUCUCCACACAGGAGGGCGACGCUGUCCGAAAUUUACACCUAUGUCACGAGCCGCUUCCCCUACUGUAAGCGCAACAAGAAGUUCUGGCAGAGAGCGCUGAGCAACAACCUGUGUCGUAACGAGUGCUUCGUCUACGCCCCACAGGAGGGUGCCGAGCAGAAGGGCAGCUGCUGGAAGCUCGACCCGCAAUACGAAGACGCGUUCGAGAACGGCAAGUUCCGCCACUGGCAGCAGCGGCACCGUGCCGGCCUGUCGGUACAGAGUGGAGCCAUUGGGAGCGGAGUAGUCGGCAUCGGAAGCGGCGCCGUUCCGCACCCCGGCGACAUGCAGUGUGCCAGCAGUCCGGCGGAGGACGACCGUGGCACCGACAGACGUAGCGGCCAUCCAGAGAGAGACGGCCCGGACGCACGAGACGACGACUCGUCGCGGCGCACUGCCGCUGCCAAGUGGGAAGUGUCCGGCGGAAACGACGGCGGUGCAGUGCGGCCGGCGCUCGACUGCGAGGAGGCUUUCGCACGGGGGCAGAAUCCGGAGCGGCGUGGGCACGGCGGCUGCGGUCACACGUCAGUUUCUCGCAGUGCGUGCCACAGAGUGUUCGAGAGGCGAGGCAUCUCGAAUCGGCACGUGCGUCUGCACGCGGGUGAACGCCCUUACGACUGUCACGUGUGUCACAAGACGUUCGUGAGGAGUAGCAACCUGAGGGAGCACUUGCUGCUGCACACGGGUCAGAGGCCCUACAGGUGUAGCUUCUGCCUGAAGGCGUUCACUGCGAGUUCCAAACUGAGGAAGCACUUACGGGUGCACGCAAACUGUGCGACAUCCGCCGUAAGAGGUUCGGGAGGAGACACGAGUGAAGUACGCGUGGAAUGUCAGGACCGGGAUGUGUCAUCGCCCUAGGAAUAGGAGGAGUUGAUCAUUUUGUGGUGCGUCUUUGCCGAUAUGAUACACGGACUAAUACACCCGCAUUACCGGCAUAACAAUAAAGCUCACUUCGUGAGAAACUGUGGAUUAAUUGUGACAUCGUAGGAUAGGACUGGAGUGUGUAAUGUGAUGGUUUCAGGCCUAAACAAAUUUUACUGGGUUAUAAUCGUCAAAGCUGCGCACUUUUUAGCUACACCAGUGGAGCUGCUAAUGUAGUGAUUAAAAUAUUUGCAGAGUGGCAUUCAGUACUGUGUUUGAUAACGUAUCUCAGUCGUGAAAUCAUUUUCAGUCCUUCACGACUUAGUUAACCACCAAAUACGCAAAUAAAACAUUUCUGUUUCAUA
Molecule: messenger RNA, 5855 nt
Organism: Schistocerca serialis cubense
Lineage: Eukaryota; Metazoa; Arthropoda; Insecta; Orthoptera; Acrididae
Exons: 27
Coding region: 1-5487 (1828 amino acids)
Biological process (GO): anatomical structure morphogenesis; regulation of transcription by RNA polymerase II; cell differentiation
Molecular function (GO): RNA polymerase II cis-regulatory region sequence-specific DNA binding; DNA-binding transcription factor activity, RNA polymerase II-specific
Source: RefSeq, a predicted model, not a curated record